Molecule: messenger RNA, 201 nt
Organism: Puccinia triticina
Lineage: Eukaryota; Fungi; Basidiomycota; Pucciniomycetes; Pucciniales; Pucciniaceae
Exons: 2
Coding region: 1-201 (66 amino acids)
Source: RefSeq, a predicted model, not a curated record
AUGAGGCCUUCUACUCAGCAGAGACAGCCAUUAAUCGAUGGUGAAACCGACUGGUUCAGCUCCAAGGCGGAUGGGCGGGGGAGUGAUCGGUCGGGCAGGCCGAUCAGCGCGGCAGAUGCCGGGUGGACUAGGAUGGUCAUGGCGGAUGACGAGGGCGUGGCCAUGGCGGCAGCGACGAGCCCUGGAAGGCCAGCCGCAUAA